AUGGAAAAGUACCCAUAUGAGUAUAUUCCUGGUCCUGAAUGCUUGAACAAAUACUAUCAGCAUGGAUCAAUUGUAUCGAAGCCCGUGCACUUUAUAUCAAUUCUCAGUAAAGUAGCAUAUACUAAAAACGAUAAAUGCCUGUUCCAUUUCGAUAACUUCACCAAUGGUAAAGCUGGAUUGAACACUUACUGUGGGAAGAUAAAAAAUAAAAGCUUUGAAUGCGAUGUAUUACUCCGAAUGGUUCUUUCUUCGUUAUUCGAGAAGUUGGGCAUGCAAAUAGCCGGUUUGGACUAUUCAUCUGAUUUCGUGUUAGAAGAAUUAGAGAAGCGCUACAUGGGAAUGAUAAGCGUGAAAGGGUUGUUUAUCACUGCUUAUGAUAAAGCAUCUCUACAGAUUCAUGAACUGAAACUUUUGGAUUUAAAAUCCUACUUUGACCAAUCCACUGCAGAUGAAUAUAAGCUACUCAAGCCUUCGAUCGAAAAGCUGUUUAGAAACCUAUUGAAAAGAGAAAAACGAAACGCUGAUUUUCAAUUCAAGAGCCUGACUAGUUACUGUACUGAAAUGCAGUCGUACCUCGAUUCUUUGGUUCUACAAGAAGCACCCCCCACCAGGUUACUUCCGAAAGAAAAUACAGCUAUCGUGAAUCCGUUGUUCCAGUUGGGUUUACAAAGAGAGGUGAAUAACGACAGUUUCAAUGAAUUUGAUUCCCAAACCCAACAGCAUAAUAUAGAUACAUUACCUCUUCAAUCAAUUAGUUCCAAUCCUGAUGGAGAAGCAGAUCAAGUCGCGAAAGAAUCCACUAAAACUGCCAUCGAAAGUGAUACGCCUCAAUUCAGUUCUUUAGAACAGAAUCCUUGCAAUGAUUCCAUAAUACAAAGCGCAAAAGAACAAAAGAGGCCAAUAGGGAGCAACAAAGGUAUGUCAACUUCUGAUUUUAUUUCAAGUGGGACUGUAAAAAAAAUUAAACUUACAGAUCUGGGCGCCUUGACCCAUCAUCGGCAAGUAACCAGGCAGGACCUGGAUAUUUCUUCAUAUCAAUUACCAUAUGAUCCUAUUAUCUCAUCUCAGUCUCAGUUUGAGCAACCACGAACAAUACAAGAAGAAGGGUCUGAUCCGUUUGAUUUAAAACCUGACUCGAUCUCCAAAGCAAUAACUGAUAGGCUCUAUCAUAUCUCUGAUGGUAAAAUUCUCGGAUUUAUACCGAAUCAAUAUCUUGAUCCUGAAUCUUCGCUUAUAGAAGAUGAUUUUCUUCUAAUUUAUGUUUAUACAUAUGAACUACCUCUCCUUUCAGCAGUUUUUGUACCGGAGUACAAUUGUUACGAGAUAGCCAUCACCAACGUUGCUAAAUUUUUCAGUAAGAUCGGGGUUCGUUCCUACCCACACUCAAUAAAGAACUCGCUGCUUGAAUUGAAGGAACUGAUAGACAAUAAUCGAUACGACAUAACCAUUUACAAGAAGGAAUUUACUAUUGGAGCAGCAAAAUCAAGUAAAUGGGCUCUCAAGGACGUGGUCCUCAGAUCUGCUCUUCCUACUCCAAAGGAAGUCACCUUCACAGAGAACAAGUUUCCACUAGUACGUGUCUCCAACAUUGUUCCUUCAGCGAGUUCGAGGUACUACACAGUUAUUGGACUUGCGGUCACCGUGAAAUAUACAGGAGGUAAAACGCUAGUUCUGUCUUUUACAGAUUUUACGGCUAACCCCAAAGUCAACUAUGGGUACGAUUCCUUUUUGGGUAGUUUCCAGGAAAGAAUACCAGAGAAUGAGCACGUUCAUGCAUUGAUAUAUCUAAAUCGGGUGGAAUCAUUAAACGAAAAACUCCAAUCAAUAAUCAAGAUGGGUUUAAUGGAAUGUGCAGAUAAAGGCAACAGUAAUAUUACCCAUCGAAGUAUCAUAUUCAAAUUCACUGUUAAAUGUCAAUUAUUUCAAGGUAAGCUAAACACUGUUAUACUUGACGCCGAUCCCAUUACUCCUACCACGCCAGUUACCACUGAGGAAUACAAGUUAUUGAAGCCUCUAAGAAAUAAAAUAUUUAAACGGAUGCCAUCAGAGGUCAUACAACUGUACACGUUAACCAUGAGUCGCUUCUUGCCAAUAUCCAAGAAUAGAAUGUCUGAGAAUCCGCAACUGCUACAGGAACAAGCUUUCUAUGACUCUGCCGGUUCCUCAGAAGACCCAAAAGACGAUUCAAUUGCCAAGCUUGAGAACCAAUUGAAGAGGGAAGGUGUUGACAAAAUAGAAGAAGACGCUGCUACUCGUCCCAUUGAGCUAUUUGGUACCCGAAAUCCUAAAACUGUUGACAUUAUUGAUAUUAAGAAUAACGUGCAAAUGGAUCACAAAGACAUCAAAGUUACUGCUAAAAUUUUAAGUAUUUUCGACAAUGGUAACAAUGUGACUAUAUACCUUACUCGUAGUGGCAUGGUCGGUACUCAAUGUACAAUUGAAAACCCUUUCGAAGAACUUCUUAAGGUGCAAAUCUGGGGGAGACAGAACUUGACACUUUUCUUCGGGAAUCCAAAUUAUAGUUAUAAGAGGGAAGAACUGACCGCCUGCAUCGGUUCUAUUGUGGACUUCACAUUGAUACCUAGAGUUCUGCGCGUCAAUGAGUAUUUAUACAUCAAAAUAUGGUGUCCUAUUUAUGCAACAUUGGAGAGCUUACUGAUUCACAGCAGAUUGGAGUAUGAUAACGACACACUCAAAUACGAAAACCUCUCCGAUAUUGAUUAA
Kluyveromyces lactis is the source of this 2724-nucleotide messenger RNA. RefSeq names its product telomere-binding protein CDC13 (gene CDC13). Gene Ontology annotation, biological process: telomere maintenance. The record is from RefSeq and is a predicted model, not a curated record. The transcript has a single exon. Gene Ontology annotation, cellular component: chromosome, telomeric region. Gene Ontology annotation, molecular function: DNA binding. Bases 1 to 2724 code for a protein of 907 amino acids. NCBI's taxonomy places the organism in Eukaryota, Fungi, Ascomycota, Saccharomycetes, Saccharomycetales, Saccharomycetaceae.